Messenger RNA from Phaeodactylum tricornutum CCAP 1055/1, 1791 nucleotides. RefSeq lists its product with no specific name. Lineage: Eukaryota; Bacillariophyta; Bacillariophyceae; Surirellales; Neidiaceae. Gene Ontology annotation, biological process: DNA integration. Bases 1 to 1791 code for a protein of 596 amino acids. Gene Ontology annotation, molecular function: nucleic acid binding. The transcript is spliced from 3 exons. The record is from RefSeq and is a predicted model, not a curated record.
AUGGACCAACAAGGACCUUGCCCUGCUCCAGCUCCCGCCCCUAUCUUAUUGGUGAACGCCGCUGCCACUCAGCCUCCUCCUACGGUAUAUGUAAGCAACUCAACGGCUGUUGACAACCAAAGCCUUGCUUUGAUUCACAUCCCGCCUGCAGCUGGACCCGGUCAACUGCUUUGUUCGCCCAUUUCAAAUUCGGCUGCCCGCCAGCACUCUGCUCCGUUGAAUGGCGCAACGUCCGACUCUUUUUCGGUCAAUGGGACCACCUAUUGCCACAAAGUGAACCGUGCUUCUGUCCAGUACCGUUUCUCCACUCACAAUAUUUUGUUGAAUAAGGACUCUUUGAUUGAUGGUGGAGCCAACAGUGGCCUUAGCGGCUCCAAUGUAACCGUUACUUCGCAAUCCCUGUUGGAGGCAACUGUCUCUGGAAUUGGAAAUUUGGAACUGACCAACCUCCGUUUGUCAACGGUGGCCGGACUUGUUCACAUGAUGGAUUGCCCCAUUAUUGGUGUACUGGUAAUACCAUUCAUGCGCUCCUGGGGAGUCAUGGUUGACAACAUCCCUCGUACUUUUGGUGGCAAACAGCGUAUUGUCAUGUCCGAUGGCCGUUUUGUCAUCCUGCUUUCAAUUUCUGGCGGACUCACAUAUUUGUCUAUGCAGGCCCCUACCGAGGAGGACCUGGACACUUUUGAAUGGGUGCCUUUUACCGCAGAUAACGAAUGGGACCCAAAUGGUGUAUCUUCUCCUGCCGCUACCAACGAUGACCUCAGUUUGCAGCUUCCUGCCGGCCAUGUCCCGUUCCGUGAUGAACGCAUCAAUAACUUUGGUCCCCUUGCGCAUUCCGCGGCUGUCAGUCGAUCCCCUUUGAAUGCCAAUGCUGUUCAACCUGAUUUUGGAUGGGUUCCCAGUGCUUGUAUCUCUCGCAUGUUUGAGAAUACCACGCAAUUCGCUCGUGCCGAUGCCCGUUUGCCCCUGCGCAAGCACUUCAAAUCGCGUUUCCCUGCUGCCAAUGUAUCUUGUUUGAACGAAAUUGUGGCAACCGAUACCUUUUUCUCGGAUACCCCUGCGGCCGAUGACGGCAUUUUCAACCCUGGGGGGGGGGGGGGGCUACAAUGGCCCAAUGUUUCGUGGGAAAAACGCAAAUCUCAGUUUGCCCAUACUUUCGAGGACUUUGUUUGUACCCAUGGUGCUCCCAAUGCCCUCCUCAGCGACAAUGCUUGUGCUCAGAUCGGUAAGCAGGCGCUUCAAAUUUUGCGAAUGUAUGCAAUCGACAAUAUGCAGUGCAAGCCGCACCAUCAGCACCAAAAUUACCCGGAACGCCGCAUUGAAGAUGUGAAAAAGAUGGUGAACACAAUCAUGGAUUGUACAAACACUCCUCCGGAAUAUUGGUUGCUCUGCUUAUUUUAUGUGACCUACUUGCUCAAUCACCUUGCUGUUGAAAGCUUGAAUUGGCGUACCCUGCUUCAGGUUGCCCAUGGACAGCGUCCUGAUAUUUCUGCCUUGCUCCUUUUCCGUUGGUUUGAACCCGUUUAUUAUUACAACCCUGACCAUGCGUCUUUCCCAUCGGCUUCUCGCGAGAAAACUGGUCGUUGGGUUGGUGUUGCUGAACACAAAGGUGAUGCGCUGACUUAUUGGAUUUUGACCGAAAAAACUCACCAAGCCAUUGCUUGUUCUGUUGUUUGUUCAGGCAAUGUCAAUACUGGUUUGAAAAAGCACCGUGCUGCAAAUUACUCUCCCGAUGGAGGUGAGCCUUCGAAUCCUAAGCCUAUUGUCUUGGCUAUGAGCAGGCCUCCUUAA